Eucalyptus grandis is the source of this 3678-nucleotide messenger RNA. RefSeq names its product probable disease resistance RPP8-like protein 2. The coding region runs from base 147 to 1598 and encodes 483 amino acids. Lineage: Eukaryota; Viridiplantae; Streptophyta; Magnoliopsida; Myrtales; Myrtaceae. The record is from RefSeq and is a predicted model, not a curated record. The transcript is spliced from 9 exons. Gene Ontology annotation, biological process: defense response to other organism.
UCAAUUUGCAUUUUAGUGAUAAGAGUAAUGUAUCAAAAGUGUUAGCCUUAAGUUAUGACAAUUUACCAUUGCAUCUAAGGCCAUGCUUCCUCUAUUUGGGUAGUUUUCCUGAGGAUGCAGAAAUCUCUGCAGAGGAAGUUCUUUACAUGUGGAUUGCUGAAGGUUUUGUGUCGCUGAAUGCAAACAACAGAGCGAGAGGAAUUUCAGUGGAAGAUGUAGCAAAGCAAUAUGUAAUGGAGUUGGUUAACAGAGGAAUGGUUCAAGUACGAUUCAAUUUAAGUGGAAAGAUCAAAAGCUUCCACCUCCACGACCUGAUGCGAGACUUAUGCAUCUCCAAGGCUCUAGAAGAGAGUUUUCUAAGCAUUCUUAACAUUCAACAGGACAAUGAGACGGAGAAUUGUUCUGCUUCAAUGGCAAUAAAAGUCGAGUCAAGUUGCAAAAUACGAAGGCUUUCUCUUACUAGAAAUGUGAUUCCGAGCUUAAAAGCAUCAAGAAGAACUCUGGUCCACCUUCGAACUCUCAUGUCCUUCGAAGGUGACAAAUGGGAGUUGAAGCAAUUUCAAUCUAUUUUCAAAGACUAUAAGUUUCUCAGAAUUCUGAAACUAGAGAACCUUAAUGCGACGGGAAGCUUACCUAGAUCAGUAGGAGACCUAGUUCAUUUAAGAUUCUUAAGUUUAGCAGGUAGUAGGUUUAAUGGCUUGCCACAAUCUAUGGGGAACCUUGUAAGUAUGGAAUUCUUGGACUUGGGAGUAGAUACCUUAGUUUCCAUGCCAAAUGUGUUGUGGAAGAUGAGAAGGUUGAGGUAUCUCCGUCUUCCUUACUACUUUGAUGUCAAGGAGAAAUUCCAUGGGGCCCGGAAGAAGUUGCGGUUGGGCACUUUAAAGAAUCUAUGGACAUUGAGAAACUUCAGUUCGAAGAAAUGUGAUGUGAACGAUGUAGGCAAGCUUACCAAUGUGCAAAAAUUGAAUGUCUUUGUUUGGAAUGAUCCUAUCGAGCUAGAGAUAUUUCCGCAACUUGCUAAAUUCAAUUUGAAAUAUCUUCGAUCCUCAUCUUUUUAUUUCAGAAGCUAUCCUUAUUUAUGGACUGAAGGUGAAUUGAAUAAAAUGUCAAACUAUCCCUAUUCUUGUAAGCUAUCCAUUUUUGGAAAUAUACAGAAGUUACUAGAACAUAAAAGUCUACCUGAGCAAUUGAGGAAGCUGGUCUUAAUAAAUUCUAAACUCGAAGAAGAUCCGAUGCCAAUAUUGGAGAAAUUGCCUCACUUGGUUUUUCUCAUGCUGGGAGUUGGGGCUUACAUGGGAAAGGAAAUGGUUUGCUCUGCAGGAGGCUUUCCUCAACUCAAGCAUUUAUUUUUUGGUGAAUUACGAAAUCUGGAGGAGUGGAGGGCCGCUGAAGGAGCCGUGCCUCAUCUUUCUCGAUUAGGGAUCUUCGAUUGUCCCAAAUUGAAGGUGGUAUCUUCACAUGUCUCUACAUAUAACGGUUCGGACGAAAUACUCAAGGAGCACGAUAAGAGCAUAAUGAGAGAGAUGUUGAUGUUGCUGGCCAAGGGUGGCCCCCAGCUGUCCUACGCGAGAGAGAAAAUAUUCGAGGGAAAAUAUUAGGUGCGCCGGGCGCUCCACGUCACCGUGCGCCCGCCCAAUAAGAAUGAGACACGUGUCGCCACUGGAGCCGGGUCCCGCUUUUAUUUUUAGCCAAAUUUUUGCCGAUUCCUUCUCUCUCUUCAUUAAUGGCCGCGUCCUUCUCCUGCCCUUCGCAUUUGAAGCUUCUCCUGCACGAAGUCUCUCUCUCACAAAAAUCUUUCUUUUCUGUCUUCUCCCACACAAAGUCACAAAUCCUCCACGGCCUCCGGCACGACGCCUCCGCUGUCCUCGAGACACUCCUCUGCACAAAGAGGCGCCAUUUUGAAAAAAUUUCAGUCGGAGCCGAGGAGCUACCGGUGGAAGUGGGAGGUGAGCGGCUUCGAGCCGCGGAAGUAGUCGGACCUCCGCCUCCUUCGACACCGACGACCAGCACCGGCCGAGCGCCCCCUUCGUCCGGCGGUACUCGAUCUCCGCCGCCGCCACCGCCUCCUCGCCGCCCUCGCAGCUCCCGCUGGCCUCCAAGGUCCAGCGGCUCGCGGACAAUGUCCAGCUUGCGAGGCAGGAUUACUUGGAGCUGAGACAAGAGGCGAGCGAACUACAGGAGUAUUCCAACGCAAAGCUCGAUCGAGUCACGCGCUACCUCGGCGUUCUCGCCGACAAGACGCGGAAACUAGAUCAAGUCGCCCUUGAAGGUGAGGCUAGGUUAGCACCGCUCGUCAGUGAGAAAAGGAAGUUGUUCAAUGAGUUGUUGACAUCCAAAGUUGUAACCGCCACCAUACAUUUGUGGGAGGCAAUGGUGAUGCCUAACACCUCAUACUUUAUGAUUCUGUGGACGAAUCAGUUGUGUGGAGGGAUUGCACUUUGUUUUGAAUAAGAAUCUUAUCUUGAUAUUGGGUGAUGAUGAUAGCACUUCCACCUCUGGAAUUGCUCCUGUGCAAAGAUGAAGAGAUGUCGAAUAGUUGAACGAUAAUUCUUCUCUUUGACUAUUCAGCAUACAACAAUAGGAGCACAUGAUUGAUGCCUGAAAGGAGUUCCAUCUUUGCUUCUCCUUCUUUGCCAUUUCUUCAUGGUUCCAUGGAUUCUGGAUUAUAACUACAAGUAUCAAAAUUGUGGGUUAUUCUAUUGAGAACUCAUGGCUCAAUGCUCUUGCCUAUUAGUAAUUAUGAUAGAAAAGCAUCACCUUUUCUGGCGAAAGAAUUACUAAGAAUUUAUACAAAGGAGAAAAGUUGGAGGGAGCAACUCUGGAAAAAUGGCAUUGUAAAAUCAUCUCCAAUGCCACCACGGACACAUCCUGAAUGCGUGGGGACUGAGGAGGAUCCUAAGUGCAUUAUAUGUCGGCAAUAUCUUUAUCUUUCUGCAGUUGUAUGUGAUUGUAGGCCAUCUGCUUUUGUUUGUCUUGAGCACUGGCAACACAUCUGUGAAUGCAAACCCAGCAAACAUUGCCUCCUUUACCGUCAUACAUAAGCAGAGUUAAGUGACUUGCUGCUCACUGUCGAUAAAUACAAUGGUGAGGUGACUCAAAGGAGCAAGGUGCUCCAGCAAAGAUCUUUCUCCAGUGAAACAAGUUCUUCAGCAAAAAAGGUGUCUUGUCGCAGGAACAUAUACAUAAAGAAGCUAAGGUCACCUGCUGGAGUUGAAUUUUCAUUGAUUUCCCUACGAGUGGCAUAUUGGUUCAAAACCACUUCAAUUAUUUUUUCUACAACUGAUCUGAACCGUUUGCAAGAUGACGGUUGGUAAUUAGGCAAUCUGAAGUUUGCCAAUUGAACUCCGGAUUGAUGGCUGCUUGGAAAUGGUGCAGGAAUCUCUUCAACAUAGGUGUAUAUCUGUAGACUAGAUCCUCAUAGUGUGUACAUGAAUGUAGCUUUAGAGAUUGUUAAAUGGUUGCGUGCUCAAAUUUAAUGGGCACGAAUUUGAUGUUAGAUGGUUGCCUGCUCACUAUUAUCUUGCCGUACAUAGACACGAGGUCAUUAUGAGUUAUGAAUGUGACCAAUGAUGUUGCACUGUCCACUAAGUUCUCUUUCCCCUCCAUGUUCAAAGGCUAGAGAGUUUUGUAAAAUCAUUAGCCAGCCAUUUUCUUUAUCUAUGUGGUGCUUUAAAACAA